GACGUUCAAGCAAGCCUCCCUGGAUCUGGACUCUAUGGCCUUGAAGUGGAUCCAUUUCCAUCCUUGAGAAUUCCACAAUUCUUUGAACGUUGAGAAGGGUUUCGAAUGGUCUUGUUGAUAUCGCUCAUGAAAGCUCAGUAACAGACUGCUGAUGUCGUUGCGCAAAGUGGGGACAUAGAGGGAAGAAGUAAAAUAAUUAGGCUGCAGGACCAGAUUGCCACGGUUGGCCGAUGCCAUUACAACGCUCAAAAAUCAGUGCGUUGGUCUGGAUAAGAUCAAGAAUUUCAACUCGGCAAUCAUCACAAAUUAUGAUCAGGUGACACGACAUCGCUUUCGUCAAACGCGGUUCACUCUCUCGGAGUCGCGCUUCUCAUUUCAUCCAUGUUGCGGAGGCGGUCGAACAUAAUCAGCUGCUUCUUCUGCCACAACACCGUAUCUCCGGCGGACCCCCAGAGCUUCCGAUGCCCUCAUUGCCACUGCCUGAAUCGCUUCGUGAACGGUAAUGUCGAAGAACCGGCCAUGCACGAUGAAGCACUCAACGGCCGCGCGUUCUCCAAGCGCGCUUCGCCUACCAAGAAUCAGCUCCCGACUAUGUACGGGUCUGGGAUCUUCUGCCACGACUGUCAGACGAAUCAGAUGCUGGUGGUCAACUUGCUGGCAAACUACCUGCCGCCCCAGGAUGAGGCUAGAGAGGAAGGGCAGCCGCAGACGGUGGACGAAUAUCGGGAGUCUCUGUAUCGACGUUACCCUCAGGUCUGCGAAUCCUGUCGGCCGGCCAUGGAGGAGGAAGUCAAUCGGAAAAACAACAUGGCGCGCUCCAAGGCCCUCGGCGGACUUCUGAAGCAGACCAAAGGAAAGACAAAGCAGCGGCAAGUCUCACUUACUGCUCAAGACAACGUAACGAACGAGUUGCUUUUCUGGCGUGUUCGUGGCGGUCUGUGGAUAACGACUGUGCUGGGGUCCGCAUUCGGCCAGAACCAGCUCUUACGGCUGUCCUUUCUCGCUAAAGGACUUCCCUUUCUUGCUCUACUCUCUAUCCUAUGGGUGGCCUGGGAUCCAACAUAUUCCACUUACCGGGCGGCCAGAAUACAAGGGAGAGAUGUGCGCAUACUUGGAAAGCAAAAACAUAUCAUGGUGCAAAUGAUGGCAUGGUCGUUAAGGCUCGUGACGAGUCUUUGCCUUGCUCUUGCCUCCCUUGGACAUUACGAUCCGCUUGACUUAUCGCAUUUCCCGUCGCAUCGGAGCCACGUCUAUUUCGUCAUCAUGUCUGCUGUGGAAUUCACGGCGCUCAUUGUCCCCUUCCUCGUACUCGAAGUGCAGCGACCGCCUGCGAUCCGAUUGAUUGACACCAGCUCACACAAGAUAUUCCCGAGCUCCCGUUCGCAAACACCAGUCGAAGAACCAGACCUGUUCGCGGGUCUUUCCCUGUCCGCAAAGCCGGUAUCCACACCCCUGGUAUUUGGACAAACCUCGAUGCAGUCAUCUAUCCCAGCACGCGGACAAGGCCCAGACACCGGAGACUCGAUGGAUGUCGACUGGUCUGCAUCCGACUCGAAGCCACGGGGCAGCGACGCAGUCUGGCUCAGACCUCAGCGGUUCUUUGCUCCAGAAGCCCCGACGGGACUGGAAGCCAUGUUUGAGCGCACGAAAAUACUAGACGAUGUGACGAUGACGGACGUGUCGCGCGAGAAGCCAGUGCCGCCGCGGAAGAUGUGGGCGGUCUGGAUAUGGGCUCUGCUGAUUCCAGUGGUCGCGAUCGCAUAUACACUUUGGAUAACGUUCUGGAUGACGCCUCCUAGCGGCGUCCCACCGACAUUCGAACCAGAUUACUGGGCUGUCCCAGAGGCAAUGUGAUGUAUGUAAUAUAGUGUAUGUGCUGCUAAUCGUACAAUUCAAUGUCUGUGUGAAACUCGCAGGGCUGUCUGCCAAUGGCAAUGCCUUGUCCAGGCUGCAGAUUCCGAGUAGUCCACGUCUUCGUCCCCGGCUUGCACAACUUGACGACGGGGUCUUCCGUCACAGCGUCAACUCCGUGGUGCUGCGAACAGAUCCCCUGCCCGAACGGAUGCGGAAACAUCUCGUCGUCGUCCGGCUCCUCUCCGUCGCGCAGAAAGUCGUGCGCUAGUGCGUCUUUGGACGUGAUCCGUUUCGUGGCUUCGGGUUCCAGUAGACCCUGCAAGAAACUGAAGGCGAGAUCCACGUCGCGCUUGUGAUCUUCCACGGAAGGGCUGUAUGUGUCGGAUCCAGGCGAGCUGGGAGUAGUCCGUGAUGGAGAUGACGAUACCGGAGGAACACCGCUGUAUGGAAAGUCUCGUGCGUCCUGUGACUGAGGCACUCCUUGCUCUGUGACCGUCGGAACAUUCGUGUAGAAAGCACGAUCUAGAUGCGAAGAGUCAGUCGCUCAGUCCCCAUUCCAUGUAGGGGAUCAACAUACUAUGAAGCAGAGCGGCUUUCUCCAUCUUCUUCUUGCCUAGGAUGGUCGCCAUCUCUAGCAAAGCUUCAUUGUCAUCGGCGCAUUGAAAGAUAGGAAAUUUGCCGGUCAGGAAGAAGAGUAGAAUGAUGCCUGAAGACCAAACAUCAAUCGCUACCCAGCUUCAUCAGCCUCUUUGCAAUGGAUCUUGGCUGCAUUAACGCACCUCCAGUUUGCUCACCGCACUUGAAGAGCACUUCUGGCGC
Molecule: messenger RNA, 2673 nt
Organism: Mycena citricolor
Lineage: Eukaryota; Fungi; Basidiomycota; Agaricomycetes; Agaricales; Mycenaceae
Source: the annotation of a GenBank genome assembly